AUUUCAGUUGAGCAAGGGAAGUGUACUGACAUUGACAUGAGAUGAAUUAUUAAUUAAGAGUGCUGAAAGAAAGAGGAAGAAGAAAAUACGAUGAAAAGUGAAAACGCAGAAGAGUAGAUCAACUCAAAAUCAGUGGAAAAAGAGAAAAGCUAGAAAGAAGACAAGAUGGAGUUUUUGAAGCUUUUCAUUGUGGCAUUAAUGCCAGUUUUGAAGGUAUUGUUGAUUACUCUUGUGGGGACAAUUCUUGCCAUUAAUCGCUUUAACAUACUCGGGGAAACUGCCAGAAAAAACUUGAAUACUUUGGUAUAUAUUGUCUUCUCUCCAACUCUAGUUUGUAGCAGCCUAGCUGAAACAAUAACUUUAAGGAAUGUCGUUAAACUGUGGUUCAUGCCCGUGAAUAUUCUUAUCACGUUUCUCAUUGGGACAGUUCUUGGAUUGUUAGUCGUUAAACUAACUAGAGUUCCUCCUAACCUUCAAGGCCUGGUGUUGGGUUGUUGUGCAGCAGGAAAUCUGGGAAAUUUACCUAUAAUUAUAGUUCCAGCUGUCUGUAAACAAAGUGGCAGUCCUUUUGGAGAUGUGAAUGUUUGCUACAAAAAUGCACUAGCAUAUGCUUCUCUAUCAAUGGCACUAGGUUCCGUUUACAUUUGGUCUUAUGCAUACAACCUUGUUCGAUUAUAUUCACCAAAGAUUUCCAAAGAAAUCAAAGUUGAUGAUGGCUCCAUGGUAAAUCUAGUGUUAGCAACAAAAACUGAUCCAGAAAACCCUUCAACAUGUUCCACAGGAUUACCUGUUGUUACUGCUGAUGAUAGAUCACAACCUGAAAAUCAUGUGAAGCAAUUUGAAAUUCAAUGUACAAUGCGUGAUGGACAAGUAGAAGAGGUACCAAAAAAGAAAACGAUUGUGAAACAGUUGACAAUAUUAGUCGACAAAAUCAACCUGAAGGUACUAUUCACACCCUCCACGAUUGGAGCGAUUGUUGGUUUAGUGAUCGGAAUAGUUCCUCAAUUUCGAAAACUAUUAAUUGGGGAUAGUGCACCUCUUCGUGUGAUUCUGGAGUCUGUAGUCAUGUUGGGGUAUGCUUCCAUUCCAGCAAUGACUUUGCUGGUUGGAGCAAAUCUUAUUAAAGGUUUGAAUGCACUAGGAAAGCAACUUCCACUUGUUAUUGGAGUUAUUGUGGUUAAAUGUAUUGUCUUGCCAGCAUUAGGUGUAGGCAUAGUGAAAGCUGCUAUUCGUUUGGGGUUGAUCCACCGCGAUCCAUUAUAUGAGUUUCUUUUGCUGCUUCAGUUCGCCCUUCCUCCUGCCGUGACCAUGAGUACGAUCACUCAAUUAUUUGGAGCUGGUGAAGGCGAAUGCUCAAUUAUCAUGUUUGCAACUUAUUCCUUUGCUGCUGUUUCAGUAACACUUUGGUCCACAUUUUAUAUGUGGCUUGUAUUAUAAUUAUUCGAAAGUGAAAGAUUUCUUGAUGCUUCACAAAUGCUUAGAAAAUGCAUUUUAUAAUUAGUAAUAUUUGAAACUAUAGUUUUUACUAAGGAUCGGUAAAUCAAGCAUAUUUAUUGUACUUCGCUUGUAACUUUAUACUUUAGAUUGUAGCCUCAAGAAAAUGGAAAAUGGGAAAAAGAAAUCAAAAUAAAAA
This is a messenger RNA of Cajanus cajan (pigeon pea), 1633 nucleotides long. Its product is annotated as protein PIN-LIKES 3. Gene Ontology annotation, cellular component: membrane. The record is from RefSeq and is a predicted model, not a curated record. Lineage: Eukaryota; Viridiplantae; Streptophyta; Magnoliopsida; Fabales; Fabaceae. Gene Ontology annotation, biological process: endoplasmic reticulum to cytosol auxin transport.